Ophidiomyces ophidiicola is the source of this 2484-nucleotide messenger RNA. RefSeq lists its product as uncharacterized. Bases 1 to 2484 code for a protein of 827 amino acids. The record is from RefSeq and is a predicted model, not a curated record. NCBI's taxonomy places the organism in Eukaryota, Fungi, Ascomycota, Eurotiomycetes, Onygenales, Onygenaceae. The transcript has 9 exons.
AUGCUCAUGGACGGCCUCUCGUCGGUGCUGGCGCUGCACGCCCACGCCGCCCUGUACCUGAAGCUGGCCGCCUCCGCCCUCUUGAUAUCCGCCUUCGUCGUCCUCGUCUUUGCCCUCGGCACCCGCAGCCCCAAGGCCGCCGGCAAUGGCCCGCUGCUGCCCUAUCUCACCUUCUUCUACGCCAAUUUUCUCAAGCCCUUUGGUGCUUCCGAAGGCAGAGGCCAGAAACAUGCCCUCGAGGGCUUCUACAAGACCCAGGCCAAUAUCUAUGAUUCCACUCGCAGGCGCCUUCUUAGGGGCAGGGAAGAUAUGCUCAGCCUCCUGGCUGCACAGCUGAGCUUCCAAGCAGAACAGUCGAAAGACCAGAAGAAGGGAUUUGUUUGGGUGGAUAUUGGCGGGGGAACUGGUUACAACAUUGAGGCUAUGGCUGCUUUUGCUCCAGUAGAGACAUACUUUAGCCAUAUUUACCUAGUUGACCUCUCCCCCUCGCUCUGCGAGGUCGCCCGAAAGAGGUUUGCGCGACUUGGCUGGAAGAAUGUAUCUGUCGUUUGCCAGGACGCCCGAGAGUUCCGCCUGCCUGAUGUUGGGAAUUCCAUUUCUGACGCGGGGAAGGCCGACCUGAUCACAAUGAGCUACAGCUUGUCCAUGAUUCCUGACUAUUAUAGUGUAGUCGAUUCCCUAGCCUUGCUUCUAAAAUCCACCGGGAUCAUUGGCGCAUGUGAUUUUUAUGUGCAAAGCAUUGUGGACUUGACUUCCCGCAAUUAUACUGGCGGCGCCUUUAACCGCCAUGUCAAUUGGCUGGGAAGAGUGUUUUGGCGGGCCUGGUUUGAUGUGGACCGUGUAGGGCUCGAACCUGCUCGCCGAGAUUACCUUGAGUACCGGUUCGGAACAAUCAUCUCUUCCAGCGAGAGAAACUACCUUCUCGGCGGCAUUCCCUACUAUACUUUUGUCGGAUGCCAAAAGGAGACCCCAGGAAACUCCGAGGUUUUAGCUAAGUUGGAUGCCGCUUUCACUGAAUCGCCUUACUUGUCACCUGCAAACCACCGCAAAGAAUUGUCAGAAGCCGUUGUCCAAAGCAUUCCGGAAAUAAGAUCCAAGGCUUAUGAAGCUGCCGUUGUCAAUUUAAGCUCCAAUCUUCCACUGCCAUCAUCAUUCUACCAACAUCACCACUGGAGAAUAUGGUAUGAUGAACUUCAUCCAAAGCAUACCCAGUUCAACAACGAAUACAUCUAUGCAUUUACCUGGGAAGACCCUCGUGUCGAUCAUCGACUGUUAAAAAUUGGUAAUGACGAUGUAAUACUUGCAAUUACAAGCGCCGGGGACAAUAUUCUCGACUACUUACAGUACAACCCUCGGAAAGUUCACGCUGUUGACCUCAAUCCGAACCAGAAUCAUUUGCUUGAAUUAAAAGUAGCUAGUUUCAGUGCUUUGGGCUAUCUUGAUGUUUGGAAGAUUUUUGGUGAAGGCAAACACCCGCAAUUCAGGGAAAUUCUCCUCUCUAAGUUAAGCCCGCACCUUUCCAGCCAAGCCUUUCAGUUUUGGUUAGAUCACAGCGAUGUCUUUACCUACUCUAUAGGAAAAGGCCUCUAUGAGACGGGCGGAUCCCGCCAUGCUCUAAAGAUGGUUAGAUAUCUUUUCAAUAUCUUUGGGUUGAACACAGAUGUGAAACGUCUCUGUGAGGCGCAAAAUUUAGAAGAACAGCGCGAGCUCUGGCCAAGGAUUCGAAGAAUCUUACUCAGCAAACCCUUGCAUUGGGCUAUUGUCGGCACAGAGUGGUUCGCUUGGAAGGCUGCCGGCGUUCCACCGGCCCAGAGGAACAUGAUCAUUUCUGACUAUAUGACAAGAAAUGGCUUAUCUGGUGGCGUGAAAAAGGCAUCAGAUGUUAGUGGCGAAGCUAUUUGGGAAUAUAUCGUCCAUACUUUGGAUCCUGUCGUCAACGACACCCUAAUAAGCAACGAUAAUUAUUUCUAUUUCAUCUGCCUUCAAGGCAAAUAUUCAAGGCGGUGCCAUCCAAGUUAUCUAACUCCCAAAACUCAUGUAAAACUGUCAACUCCUGGAGCUUUCGACGGCCUCCGUAUUCACACAGAUGAAAUUAACGAAGUCAUUGCGAGAAUAACUCCUGGAACACUUACUAUCGCAGUAGUCAUGGACUCGAUGGAUUGGUUUGACCCAGAAGGACCCGCAGCAGCUACCCAAGCCAAAGCCUUCAACCACGUCCUCAAAAUGAACGGCCGUAUUCUGCUACGGUCCGCAUCUAUUAUGCCUUGGUACAUUAGCAUAUUUGAAGCUAAUGGCUUCACCGCACGGCGCGUUGGCGCUAGAUUUCCUGGAUCCUGCAUUGACCGCGUGAAUAUGUAUGCAUCCACCUGGAUCGUGACUAAAACCACAGAUUUGUUUUCAACUUCAACCGAAUCCGUCAAAUCAUUAAAGCUUGAAAAAACCAACAGUGCUUCAUCCAGCAGUGUGGACGAUCUCGAAAUUUAA